AUGUCAAGGUCCUCAACGCCUGCGCUUCCUUUCCAUAAUGCCCAGGUCCCUGUGUCCAGGCCUCGGUCGACCACCCCGGCCAUCGUCAGCAGUUCUCCUUCGACAUCCACCUCGACAUAUUCACUCCUCGAUCCGAAACAGACCGCUGAACAUCUCCAGACCUCUCUUACCCAUGGCCUGACCCCCGCUGAGGCGGAGAUUCGUUUAAUACGCGAUGGACCGAACGAACUUCCUCACGACGAACCCGAGCCGUUGUGGCUCCGGUUCCUCAAGCAGUUUCGAGAAACUCUGAUUCUCCUCCUUCUCGGGUCCGCCGCCAUCUCAUUCAUCAUGGGAAAUUACGACGACGCCGUCAGUAUCACGUUGGCCGUCACAAUUGUUGUUACAGUCGGAUUUGUGCAAGAGUAUCGCUCGGAGAAAUCCUUGGAGGCUCUAAGCCGUCUCGUGCCCCAUCAUGCCCAUCUCAUCCGCGAUGUUCCUUUUUCGCAGGCCCCGCCGAUGGCCGGUGCUGUGCCAGCGGCUCCCAGUGGAGAAUUGGAGCUCCAGGAUCUGAGAAGUAAGAGUCCUGGCUCGGCGGUGAAGGCUUCCUCGACUGUCCCGGCAAAUGAACUGGUCCCAGGUGAUCUGGUGCUGUUCACUGUGGGGGAUCGCAUUCCAGCAGAUAUCCGCAUCACUGCUGCAACAGACCUCACUAUCGAUGAGUCCAACUUGACCGGUGAAAAUGAGCCCGUCGCGAAAUAUGCGGAUGCAAUCCGCAACCCGAAGCACGCUGCUGCACACUCACCCAAGAUUGUCAGCCCACCGCGGUCACCAUUCUACGACGCUCCUGCCAGUGGGGCUGUGGGGGCCGAUAUUCGUCUGAAUGAACAACACAAUAUUGCCUUUAUGGGAACGUUGGUUCGGUCGGGGUAUGGACAAGGCAUUGUCAUCGGAACGGGUGCGAAAACAGAGUUUGGCAGCAUCUCUGCCUCAUUGCAGGAAAUCGAAAGCCCGAGAACGCCGCUACAGCUCUCCAUGGAUCGGCUUGGUCAAGAGCUGAGCUAUAUUUCUUUCGGUGUUAUUGCGCUGAUUGUUGUUAUCGGUUUAAUCCAAGGCCGUAAGCUUCUUGAAAUGUUUACGAUUGGCGUUUCUCUUGCCGUUGCUGCCAUCCCGGAAGGUCUUCCCAUCAUUGUCACCGUCACUCUCGCACUUGGAGUCCUGCGCAUGGCCAAGAGGGGAGCUAUCAUGCGGAGGCUCCCAAGUGUUGAGACCCUGGGCUCCGUGAACGUCGUCUGCAGCGACAAGACCGGAACCUUGACCCUCAACCACAUGACUGUCACCAAAAUGUGGCACUUUGAUUGUGCGGACCCGUUUGAGGUCCACAACGACAUUGCUUCAUUGACCCCUGGGCCGGCAGCCCGAACAGUCCUCCGCAUCGGCAACAUUGCCAACAAUGGCAGGCUAUCGCGGGUGCACGCCAACUCGCCGGCAAGCGCAUCGUCUGCCGCCGUGUUGUCCUCGACUGAUGACCGUGCCUCCGGCUCCAUCCGCAGUCGAUGGGUUGGCCAACCCACUGAUGUCGCCAUUCUGGAUCUGUUGGACAUCUUUGGCGAGGAUGAUGUUCGCGACCGCCUUAGCGCCCGGGUCGCCGAAACCCCGUUCAGCUCUGAACGCAAAUGGAUGGGUGUCAUCAUCGGCAGCACAAACCCCAGCGAGUCCAACGAUAUGGCCUACAUCAAAGGUGCGCUUGAGCAGGUCCUCACGCGCUGUGACACUUACCUCACCAAGGAUGGCCGCGAGGUUAUUUUGGAUGAAACGCGACGUCGUGAAGUCAGGCACGCCGCUGAACAGAUGGCCUCGGAAGGGCUGAGAGUCCUCGCUUUUGCCAGCGGGGCUGUUCGAGAUAUGUCGAGAGGACGACCCAUGGGUAGUAGAUCUGGCACCCCAGUAUCAAGAUCUCCCAGCUUGGCCGACGACGAUGAGCGGUAUAAUGGGUUGGUGUUUGCUGGAUUGGUCGGGAUGAACGAUCCGCCUCGGAAGGGGGUCGACAAAUCUAUCCGACGGUUGAUGGCCGGCGGUGUGCACGUUAUCAUGAUUACGGGCGACGCAGAGACCACCGCGGUUGCGAUUGCGCGAAAACUCGGCAUGCCGAUUAGCGAUACCCCGGGAUCCCGAACCGUGCUCAACGGGGAGGAUAUCGAUCGUAUGAGUAUGGGUGAGCUGACCGAGGCGAUUUCCUCGACGUCCAUCUUCGCCCGCACCAGUCCAGACCACAAGAUGAAGAUCGUGCGCGCCCUGCAGGCGCGCGGCGAUGUGGUGGCGAUGACUGGUGAUGGUGUCAACGACGCACCCGCCCUGAAGAAGGCGGAUAUUGGAAUCUCGAUGGGCAAGCUGGGAACGGACGUCGCCAAAGAGGCUGCGGACAUGAUCCUGACCGACGACGACUUUUCCACGAUCUUGCGGGCAAUCGAACAGGGCAAGGGUAUCUUCUAUAACAUCCAGAACUUUAUAACCUUCCAGCUCAGUACCAGCGUUGCUGCUUUGAGUCUGGUACUGCUGAGUACUACACUCGGGUUCAAGAAUCCGCUGAAUGCUAUGCAAAUCUUGUGGAUUAACAUUCUUAUGGAUGGCCCGCCGGCGCAAUCCCUCGGAGUCGAACCGGUUGACCCGUCCAUCAUGAACCGACCACCACGGCCGCGCUCAGCUCGGGUGCUCACCAAGCCAUUAAUUCAGCGGGUGCUUACGUCGGCGUUCAUGAUCAUGGUCGGGACUCUUGCCAUCUAUGUUUACGAGAUGGGCGACGCGGACGACGACGUGACACCGGGGAAGCGGUCUCGGGUGGUCACGGCGCACGACACGACGAUGACGUUUACGUGCUUUGUGCUGUUUGACAUGUUCAAUGCGCUCACGUGCCGCAGCGAGGGCAAAUCGGUGCUUCGGGGGGAGUUGCCUCUGUUUGGCAAUAAGAUGUUCAACUACGCGGUUUUGGGGUCGCUGGCGGGACAGGCGUGUGUGAUCUACCUCCCGUUCCUGCAGCGGGUGUUCCAGACGGAGGCAUUGAACGUGGCGCAUCUGUUCAAGCUGGUAGAUCAUGGGUUGAGCGAGAAGGACAUCGUGGAAGAUUUCACAGGCAACACUGAUUGGCCUGAAUGCAUUGCUCCUUGCUGGGAAACGACUGUCUGA
Messenger RNA from Aspergillus terreus NIH2624, 3162 nucleotides. RefSeq names its product Ca(2+)/Mn(2+)-transporting P-type ATPase PMR1 (gene pmr1). Gene Ontology annotation, molecular function: P-type calcium transporter activity; ATP hydrolysis activity; ATP binding. Gene Ontology annotation, cellular component: plasma membrane; endoplasmic reticulum; Golgi membrane. The record is from RefSeq and is a predicted model, not a curated record. Gene Ontology annotation, biological process: intracellular calcium ion homeostasis; calcium ion transmembrane transport; manganese ion transport. The transcript is spliced from 5 exons. The coding region runs from base 1 to 3162 and encodes 1053 amino acids. Lineage: Eukaryota; Fungi; Ascomycota; Eurotiomycetes; Eurotiales; Aspergillaceae.